This is a messenger RNA of Hyaloscypha bicolor E, 1602 nucleotides long. Its product is annotated as NAD(P)-binding protein. Lineage: Eukaryota; Fungi; Ascomycota; Leotiomycetes; Helotiales; Hyaloscyphaceae. Gene Ontology annotation, molecular function: 3-beta-hydroxy-Delta5-steroid dehydrogenase (NAD+) activity. The transcript has a single exon. The coding region runs from base 364 to 1488 and encodes 374 amino acids. The record is from RefSeq and is a predicted model, not a curated record. Gene Ontology annotation, biological process: steroid biosynthetic process.
CUGUGCUUUGCGUACUGCUAACCCGCUGCAUAGGCGAGAUUAUUAGGUGAGAACUGCCGAACGAUUAUUUCGCAUCGCCUUGCGGGGCACUCAGCUAUCAGCUCCAGCAUAAGCUGACGCGACCCCUGUGCCGCUUCACCACUGGCCACAAUACAAUUUCCUGCAGAUUCAGAAGUACACGCUGACGUCCCGAGGAUGCGGCGAGGCUAGCGACACAUCUUCAAAACCCCAGGGCACCCCGCUUCCUAAAGUCUGCAAAACUAAGGGGCCAAGGUCCGUCUUAGCGAAGCAACACCCGCAACUUCUCUCGCCGCCUUCCAUUUCAACUUCCCAUCAACUGCGGCCGAAGAUCAAGCCUCCAUUAUGUCUGAUAUUCCUGUUCUCGUCAUAGGAGGCUGUGGAUUCAUCGGGUACCAUGUCGUCAAAGCACUUCUCGCAGAGAAAGGUCCCGUCUUCUCUGUCCAUGUCAUGGGCCGAAACAUAAAUAAAAGCCAGCUUCCAAGAGCAGGGUACCACACAGGGGACUUCACUUCUGAAAAGGACGUCGCAUCAAUCCUCGAGGCUGUCCAACCUGUCGUUAUCUUCCAUGUCGCAUCACCAGUACCCAGCGGAAACGGCAGCAGCGACAAGUUUUAUUUUGACACUAACGUCGAGGGAACAAAAACCUUGCUGCGGGUCGCAGCUACGUGCGAGAGCGUUAAGGCGUUCGUGUAUACCUCUAGCUCUGGGGUAUUGGUCGGCGACAGCUAUGAUAACGGAGAUGAGACCUGGCCGAUAAAGACAUCAAAGACGCGCAACAGCAACGCAUAUGCAACAUCCAAAGCCAUCGCUGAUCAACUAGUUCAAGAUCAUAAUGGCAAACCUUUUCUGACCACUUGCCUCCGUGUAUGCGCCGUGUAUGGAGAGCGAGACAGUCAAACGAUACCCGCAAUGAUGAAGAUAAUGAAAGAAGGCAAACAUCGCAUCCAAAUAGGAGACAACACCGCAAAAUCCGACCGUACAUCCGGCGAGAACGCAGCUCUCGCUCACGUCCUUGCUGCUAAAGCUCUUCUCGCAAAAAUCAACAACCCAGAUGUUUAUCGUCCAAAAGUUGACGGAGAGGCCUUCUUCAUCACAGAUGGGAGACCGAUGCCAACGUGGGACUUCGCACGCAUCGUUUGGAGGGCAGCAGGCGACCAUACACCGCCGGAGCAGAUCAAGGUCAUCCCAGCCUGGUUUAUACUCAAUCUUGCCAGCUUGACGGAGUGGGCGUAUUGGAUUUUUACGCUUGGGUACAAGAGGCCGACGGCGUUUCGGCGGAUGUUGAUUGAGACGACGUGUGUGGAGAGGACAUUCUCGAUUCAGAAGGCGAAGGAGAGGCUGGGGUACAAGCCGAUGGAUAAUAUGGAUGAUGCGAUAAAGAGAGGACUUGCGUUUAUCAGGCAGCAGGAGGCGGAGGAGGAGUUGAAGAGGAAACAGAAAUUGCGUGACAGAGAAGAGAGUUCAUGACAGCUAGAGUCAGAACUUGUCUCUAGAACACUUGCAGCACGGAUAUUUGCUCGGACAGACAGAAAUUAAAAGUGACAAGUUAGACUGUGUUGGGUCCGUAGUAAAUUGAGCGUU